Limanda limanda (common dab) is the source of this 2703-nucleotide messenger RNA. Its product is annotated as interferon-induced GTP-binding protein Mx-like. The transcript is spliced from 12 exons. Bases 97 to 1962 code for a protein of 621 amino acids. Gene Ontology annotation, cellular component: microtubule; membrane; nucleus. Gene Ontology annotation, molecular function: GTP binding; microtubule binding; GTPase activity. The record is from RefSeq and is a predicted model, not a curated record. Lineage: Eukaryota; Metazoa; Chordata; Actinopteri; Pleuronectiformes; Pleuronectidae. Gene Ontology annotation, biological process: defense response to virus.
CAGCAGAGCCUCUCUCUUUCUCAGCAUCGCACGACCAGCUGCUGUCUCUGAUUCCUUCUUUAGUUCUGUCUCCGCCACAGAAGAGGAGUCCCGACCAUGAACAGUCUGAACGAGCAGUAUGAGGAGAAGGUGCGUCCCUGCAUCGACCUCAUCGACUCGCUCCGCUCUCUGGGUGUAGAGAAGGACCUGGCGCUGCCGGCCAUCGCCGUCAUAGGAGACCAGAGCUCGGGGAAGAGCUCGGUGCUGGAGGCGCUGUCAGGGGUGUCCCUGCCCAGAGGGAAAGGCAUAGUGACAAGAUGUCCUCUUGAGCUGAAGAUGAAGAGAAAGAGAUCAGGAGACGUGUGGUACGGAAAGAUAAGCUACAGGGACUACGAGGAAGAGAUAGAUGACCCUGCAAAUGUGGAUAAAAUGAUUCGAGAAGCUCAGGAUAAAAUGGCUGGGGUCGGUGUGGGCAUCAGUGAUGAACUGAUCAGCCUGGAAAUCGCCUCUCCUGAUGUUCCAGACCUGACGCUCAUUGACCUGCCUGGAAUCACCAGGGUGGCUGUAUUGGGACAACCAGAGAACAUUGAACACCAGAUAAAGAGACUUAUCAACAAGUUCAUCACAAAACAAGAAACCAUCAGCCUGGUGGUUGUCCCAUGUAACGUGGACAUCGCAACCACAGAGGCCUUGAAGAUGGCCCAGGAGGUGGAUCCCGAUGGAGAGAGAACUUUGGGUAUUUUGACCAAGCCUGAUCUGGUUGACAAAGGAUCAGAGGAGUCUGUGAUUGACAUUGUUCAUAAUGAGGUCAUCCCCCUGAAGAAGGGCUACAUGAUCGUCAAGUGCAGGGGUCAGCAGGAGAUCACAGACAAAGUGUCUCUGACUGAAUCAUUAGAAAGAGAGAAAACCUUCUUUACAGAACAUGCAUAUUUCCACAACCUGUACAAUGAAGAACUGGCCACAGUUCCUAAACUGGCUGAGAAACUCACAAUUGAGCUGGUGCAUCACAUUGAGAAAUCUCUCCCUCGACUGGAAGAACAGGUCGAGGAGAAACUGGCACAAACGCAGGUAGAGCUGGAGAGAUACGGCAGUGGACCCCCAUCUGACCCAGCUGAGAGAAUCGCAUUCCUGAUUGAUAAAGUGACAGCGUUCACUCAGGAUGCCAUCAGUCUGGCUGCAGGAGAGGAACUCAGAUGUGGAGACAAUCUCAAUGUCUUUUCUAUGCUCAGAAAAGAGUUCGGGAAGUGGAGCAUCCACCUGGACAAAACGGGACACAACUUUAACAAUAAGAUCGAGAAAAAGGUGGAGGACUAUGAAGAGAGGUACCGUGGAAGAGAACUGCCGGGCUUCAUCAACUACAAGACGUUUGAGGGCAUGGUCAGUGAGCAGAUGAAACAGCUGGAACAACCAGCUGUUAAGAAACUCAAGGAAAUUGGAGAUGCUGUUAGGAAGGUGUUCUUGCAGCUGGCCAGCAGUAGCUUCACUGGAUUUCCUAACCUCACAAAAUCAGCCAAGGCAAGGAUUGAAAACAUAAAGCAAGAAAAAGAGUCCAUUGCAGAGUCCAUGCUGAGAACCCAGUUCAAGAUGGAGACGUUGGUUUACUCCCAGGACAGAACCUACAGCAGCAGUUUGAGUGACAGAAAGAGAGAGGAGAGCGAGGAGGAAGAAAAACGUUCUAAAAAGAUUGCUCCUAGGCAUUACAUGGAUAAUCAUGCAACACUUCAGGAGUUGCUCUUUCACCUUAGAUCAUAUUACAGAAUUGCCAGCCAGCGUCUCGCUGAUCAGAUACCGCUGGUUAUUCGCUACCAGAUGUUGCAGCAGUCCGCUGUCCAGCUUCAGAGGGAGAUGCUGCAGAUGCUACAGGACAAGGACAAUUGGGAGCUCUUGCUGAAGGAGGACAGUGACAUUGGUUCCAAGAGAGCUGCUUUGCAGAGUCGCCACAAACGCCUCAUGAGGGCCCGAGAGUACCUGGUGAAAUUUUAAAGCCUGCAAGUUAAAGCCUGCAUUACUCUGCUUUUCAACAUUCAUUUGAGAAAUACUGCAAAUAAGUCGUCGAAGAAGUGUAGAAUGGACAGGUUGUGUUUAAUGACCUGUUAUGUGCACUAUAUUGUUAGACAAGGAAAGGUCAUGAAAUUCACUGAAAACUAUGCCUUUCCCUUAUUAAACAGGAUUUGAAUGUUGCUUAAUAUACGUAUAUUCUUGGAACAUAUCCAAAAGCAACAAUAUUCAUAUUUGUUACUGCGUUUGUUUAAGAUUUCACAACUUGCUUUUACAGGUAAUAGUACUCAGACAAUCUGUUGUCUUGAAAGUUAUGUAUUGUCAAAAAAUAUUUUAUGUUAUUGUGUAUGCAGCUUAUUUAGACAUCCAAAAGUAGAAAUAUAAGAUUUUUUCAGAAUUAUGUUUCAGUUUUCAAUGUAAGUUGCGUAUUCAUUUUUUUCUAAGAGAAACAUCGGUCUCUUUAGCUGAGACUUAUUACUAAAUUACCAAAUCCUCAGGGGAGGUGCGGAUGCAAGUGAUAACUACGAGCGACACAUUCCAGUCUUUUAAUACUUUUACUACCAUCAAAAUGCUUCUUAGAGCUGCUUUAAAGAAACACUGAUCAAUUCAUGCUUAACUGAAUUGUUGUCAGAGUAGAAAUGUAUCUGUUUUAACCUACUACAAUCCAUUAAAACACACUUGAAGUUUGCAUUACUGUAAAAUAAAUGCCUGUCACUGUCUUCUUGA